Messenger RNA from Petromyzon marinus (sea lamprey), 4512 nucleotides. The record is from RefSeq and is a predicted model, not a curated record. Lineage: Eukaryota; Metazoa; Chordata; Hyperoartia; Petromyzontiformes; Petromyzontidae.
AGAGGUGCUCGCUAACAGCACUUGCCCCAACAGUCUGCUAAGGCUAUACAGGGGCAUUUUUGUUUCGUGGUACAGUAUACGGUGGAUCCUGGCAACGUGGUUGAGAUGGAAGGGUUUUAUCUGCUGUGGUGUCUCCUCAACAUGUUGAGAUGGUGAACGAAGCGAACGAUUCGGAUGCCUUCUGGGACCAUCUCUGUAAAAUUCUGGCUGCAAGUGACCCCUGUGGACAGUCAUCUUGGGUGGCGUUAGUAUCCGAGUGGGUCAGGACACUAGCCAUUGGGAAUAAGUGAUUGGAAGGCAUUGGCAGAGCCGUUUAGCAAGGCUAGACUUUUGUGCAGCCCACGGGCUCAUACCUGUCAACCCAUACGGUUUACCCGUAUUUUUGUACAGGGAAAUAUAAUUUUUCAGGUCCACACGGUGUACAGCCAUUUAAAUGUGGGCACAUUUUUUUGUCUGUGUUUUUUCCUUGUGAUGGGACUUUGUAGGAUGAACUUUGAGAUCUAUAAGGGGCACGGGAUGACCAACAAGGUCUGAAUUGGUCUGUGAUAAGAUUCUGCAGCUGUUGCAGAGUGGACACAAUUGUGGAAAGACCGUGUCCUUCAUGUAACGAUGUCCACAACUUAAUAUUGGAAUGCAUUUUAACGUGACGUUCGGAAGCCUCUGUUGCAAGCAUUGGCAGCGUUGGCUGCGCGCAAGCUCGCAGCAUCGCGUCUCCGUCUGGAACCAGUCAUGGAGCGUGACUCGCAAAUAUUCCUCAAAACCAGGUGGCACCAAUCCUCUCCGUCAGAUCCCAAGCCCGGACAUCUCCAGGAUACGAAACAUCGGCAUCAUGGCCCACAUUGACGCAGGAAAGACCACGACGACGGAACGCAUGCUGUACUACGCUGGCUACACGCGCGUGCUUGGCGACGUUGAUGACGGCGACACGGUGACGGACUUCAUGGCGCAGGAGCGGGAGAGAGGCAUCACCAUCCAGUCGGCCGCCGUGUCCUUCCACUGGAGCGGCCACCGCAUCAACCUCGUCGACACCCCCGGGCAUGUGGACUUCACGGUGGAGGUUGAACGAUGCCUGCGCGUGCUGGACGGUGCCGUGGCCGUGUUUGACGCCUCUGCUGGCGUUGAGGCUCAGACGAUGACCGUCUGGCGACAGGCUGAUCGCUACGAGGUUCCUCGAUUGUGCUUCCUCAACAAGAUGGACAAACUGGGAGCCAGCUUUGCCUACUCCGUGGACUCCAUCAAAGAGAAACUUAAAGUCCAGCCUCUCAUUAUACAGUUGCCCGUCGGCGCCGAGAGGACGUUCCGCGGCAUCGUGGACGUCGUCUCCAUGGAGGCGUUCACGUGGGGGGGCGCGCGACCGGCCGGAUCGCGGGCGCAUCCGGAACGGGACGACGGCUCGGAGUUUGAGAGAACGACGCUGAGCCCUGCGGGGACCCCCGAGCUGUGGCCGAGCGCCGUGGAGGCGCGGAAGACCCUGGUGGAGCAGCUGGCGGACGGAGAUGACGCAUUCGCAGAGCUGGUUUUAGGGCAGCACAGUGACGACCUCUCCUCCGUGGCCAGCGAACACGUGCGCACGGCCCUGCGUAGGGCGACGCUCAGCCGGGCGGCCGUGCCCGUGCUGUGUGGCAGCGCGCUCAAGAAUAAGGGCGUGCAGCUGCUGAUGGACGCGGUCACGCACUACCUGCCCUCGCCGGUCGAGCGCCAGCACCCCUUCCUGCAGUGGUACGGCGACGAGCCGUGCGCGCUGGCGUUCAAGGUGACGCACGACAAGCAGAGGGGGCCUCUGGUCUUCCUGAGGGUCUACUCCGGGGCAUUAAGGCCGCAGUCGUCCGUCUUCAACAUCAACAAGGACUGCACGGAGAGAAUGAACAAACUGCUGCUGCCCUUCGCUGACCAACACGUGGAGCUUUCCUCUCUGUCAGCCGGAAAUAUCGCAAUUGCGGUCGGCCUUAAGCAGACAGGCACGGGGGACACGCUGGUGGCGUCCAAGUCAUCGGCGCAGGCCGCUUCUCGCCGCGCCUCCUCCGCCGCCACCUCCACGCAGGGCAAAGUUAGCCACAAGGACCCCGGGGCGUCCAAGCUGCCGGUCCUAGCCGGCGUCGAGGUGCCUGAAGCCGUGUUCUUCUGUACCGUCGAAGCGCCGUCCAUCGCCAAACAGGGCGAGCUGGAGCACGCCCUGGCCUGCCUGCAGAGAGAGGACCCCAGUCUGAGGGUGAAGGUCGAUCCGGACUCUGGACAGACGAUCCUGUGCGGCAUGGGGGAACUGCACAUGGAGAUUGUGCACGACCGAAUCCGCCGCGAGUUUGGCGUCGAGACGGCGCUGGGGCCGCUGCAAGUGGCGUACAGGGAGACCGUCGGCACAGGAGGCACGGCAAGCGUCUCCUUGGAGCGCUCGUUCGGGGAGAAGCUGCACCAGGUGGUGGUGGAGCUCGCCGUGGGGCCCUGCCCCCAGGGCUGCGUGACCCCACGGUUCAAGGUCAACGAGAAGGUCGCGCAAGCGAUGCACGCUGGGAAGGAGAUCAUCGACGCGGUGCGGAGCGGUGUGGAGGCCGGCGCGCAGCAAGGCCCCGAGCUGGGAUUUCCAGUGGUGGACGUCGAGGUGGAACUCGUGUCCGUCUCGCUGCAGCCAGGGUCGUCUCCGGCCGUGGUGGCCGCGUGCGCUUCCACGUGUCUGCACAGGGCGCUGAAGGAGGCCGGCGUGCAGCUCCUGGAGCCCGUGAUGAGCGUCGAGGUGUCGGUGAGCGAGGCGCGACUCGGAGCCGUCCUCUCCGACAUGGCCCAGCGGAGGGGCUGCGUGCGCGACGUCCAGAGCCGCCUCGACUCCAAGGUGGUGCUGGCGAGCGUGCCCCUCGCCGAGACCAUGGGCUAUGCCACUGCGAUCCGCACGCUGACAUCCGGGACGGGCACCUUCUCGUUGGAGCUGUCCAGCUACGAGCCGAUGACCUCGCAGCACCAGCAGCAGCUGAUCCAUCGACUCACCGGCCUCUAAGACCUCCUCCUCCUCCCGUGUCUGCCGGUGCACGGGAGAUUUCAAGGCGCGCGCAGGACAAGAGCUUGCGUUAUACACGGCGUCCGUGAAAUUGUGGGGAGUGGUGGCGCGGUGGUUGGCGCGCUGCGCCUAUGAAUCCAGCGACAUCGAGUUGGGUUCCCACUCACGGCCAACACCGGUGACGAUAAUCUGAACCGGUCCUGUGCCCUCCCCUAAGUCGACUCAGUCUCCACUGAGUACCUGGUGCGGUGUUUACACAUCAUUACUGGGAAGAUAAAGACGGUCGGGCGUGGUGCUGGCCACUCAACCCCUCUUGUGCUGCACCGGCAUUCAUAGGUGCUCACUGACAGCACUUGCCCCAAAAGUGUGUUGAGGCUAUCUUUGUCUUAUCCGUAAAGGCAAAGGCGCCACCCUGCAAUUUCCUUCUCAUGCCACUUCUGGUGGAAGGGGCCUCCGCUAGACGGAGCCUCUAUGGAGCCCCCUCCAACAGGUUACUUUGGCCUACUCUUCCAAGGUGACCAGACGUAUCGGCAGAGGUGGGAGUUCCCACACUUUACCCCCACCACUCCGGGGACCUGCCAAUUGGCUCAAGACAAACUGCUGUCAGGGCGUAUGCACAAGUUGCAGUUGAUUUAGUGUUUAACCGGGUGAGAGAACUUAAAGAGAUACUAUAUAUGUGUGAAGGGCCUUUGUUCAAGUCCACUGCUGGAUGGGGGAGCUCUCCAUGCCACACUGGUCGUGGGGAUUAUUUGGCCGUACUUCACGCUGGUCAGCGCAGGCUGGUGAAGACGGGGACCAUAAAUGUGGAAGCGUAGAAGUGCGGCACAACGAUGGAUUUUGCUGCGCUACCACCUGCCGCCCCCGUCGGCGUAUCUCCGCAGUCUCAUGGCGCCCUGUUUGUGCACGAGGGCCACCAAUGAGAGUACCGUCCAGGCCCAAGCCUGCUUUGCUUCCGAGAUCUAAUGGUGCUCUUCCGAGAUCCGAUGGUAUCUGGCACAUUCUGGAUGACAAUAAAAAUGAAUUUUAUUCAUAUAGCGCUUUUCCCCACGCUGAAAUCACUGAACAGUAAAAAAAAAGUAUUCAAUACUAUAACAAAAAAAACUAUGACGUGAAAAAAACCCGGCAUUAUGUAUACAACAUAAAAGCAGCAUAGAAAGCAUUCAAGGGACGGAAUACACGAGGCGGUAGAGUGGAGGAGGACCUUUUGAGCAGAUGAGUUUACAAAUGAGGUUCGAAGGUGGCGAUUGACUCGGCGGAUCUCAUCUCAAUGGGCAGCGCGUGCCAUAGCCUCGGGGCAGCGGAGGAGAAAGGCCCCUUAUCACCCAUGGAGCGGAGGUUGGUGGGAGACGGGGGUUUAAUUUUUGAUUUAAAGCUUUCGUGACUGCGGUGAUUCAUGUUCUUGGUUCUUUCGGGCCCUGGCCGGGGUGUCACGGUGAAGGAAUUGUCGGAUGGUUUGUUGAUCGGCGCAGUGCAACAAACUUUGUACUGUGGGAUUGUGGUUAAUAAAAAAAAAACAUGUCGACAAA